GCAAGAUGUAACAGACGAGUGCUUCUAUUGGGCGGCCAGACAACUUAGGACUCUCAACCGAUUAAACUGUAUUGCAAGUCUCAAUGCUAUCUUCAAGCGUCAAACAACAACCUGAGAGGUCCGUCCAGUGACUUCUUUAAAUCCCCUUGGACGCCACAAACCACCGACUCUCUUUCAUCAGCCAUCACGACGUGCCAGGCAACGCCGUCUUUCUGGCAGGAUUGCACAACCUGGAAGACCGCUCCUGCAUCGGAGACGGGCGUCGACAAGUUAAGCUUUCUUCCCCAGAAACCACAAAGAGAUGCGAAUUGUCAGCCCUAAUCGCAAUCUGUCCUGCCUGGUUCGUCCGUUUGCACGCCGUUCCGAGCAACCAAACGAAGACGGAUUGACUCUCGCUUGACCACACAUCUAUACUAUCUGUUUACACCAAAAUGCUCGACGGCAAGAUGGACCCCAACGAUGUCUAUCCAUCAAAGCCUUUAGAGCCUACCGAGCCACCAUUGGCCGCGCCACCACAACAGCAGUAUAACGAACCUAUGCCUGAUGCGACGGGACGCACGUCACAAAGCCAAGAUGUUGAUAUGAGAGAUACUCCCCCAAAGUCACCAGAGGGACACGAUUACCCAGAUAGUGCCGCAACAAUGGGACGCUUGGAGCAACCCAUUCCUUUGGCACCUCGGGCACCAAAACCGCCGCAACAGUCCCCCCGGGAAACCCCACCUCCAUGGCAGCCUGUUCACGUAUCGCAAUACGGACACACAAAUCGACAACCGAUCCCAGAAGGAUACACAGUAAAGACGACGGUAGCUACGGGCCAACAAGCUCUAGUGGUACCUCAAUAUCACCCUCCAUCAAAUUGUCCAGCAGCGUCUGCAGGACAAGCGCCCCCAGUGCAACCCUAUCGUCCGCCACUGGUAUACUCCCCGUCAGUUGUUCUCUCCUUCGAUCCUGGGUAUCAGCAUAGUUUGAAGCCCAGGAUCUAUCGCCAUGUUCACCGCGGCAUUAUUCACGAACUUGAGUGUAUCCCAAUGGUCUAUAAAUCCGCGGGAGAAGAGACCAGGGUGAUCUGGGAAGUUAUCCAGGACGGCCAUCACCUUAAUUAUAGUGAUGAACCGAACUUUCUCCUGUCCCCCUAGCAGCUGGAGGAAAGGAAUCGACGUCGAGGUGAGACAUGAGGCAAUGGCUAGCAUUACAAAUACCCAUCAUGUGCUGAACAACAUAUCACUACCUUGGCGUUGCAUUUUUAGGGGACUUAAUAGCAGGAAAAAGACAGCGAAAAUACCUUAGCGAGGCAGGGCCUACAAAAUGUUUGUAAAUAGCCAAAAAACAACGCAAGAACAAGAACUACCUACAUGGCUCUGUCAAAUCCGAGGGGUUGUAACGGCUGAUACACUGAGCACCGCUCACUCACU
Messenger RNA from Podospora pseudocomata, 1412 nucleotides. RefSeq lists its product as uncharacterized. Lineage: Eukaryota; Fungi; Ascomycota; Sordariomycetes; Sordariales; Podosporaceae. The transcript has 3 exons. The coding region runs from base 432 to 1136 and encodes 234 amino acids. The record is from RefSeq and is a predicted model, not a curated record.